Messenger RNA from Aphanomyces invadans, 351 nucleotides. RefSeq lists its product as hypothetical. The transcript has 2 exons. The coding region runs from base 1 to 351 and encodes 116 amino acids. The record is from RefSeq and is a predicted model, not a curated record. NCBI's taxonomy places the organism in Eukaryota, Oomycota, Saprolegniomycetes, Saprolegniales, Verrucalvaceae.
AUGGUGAACACCGACGGCACAAUCAACCUUGUCAUCUUUGACUACGCAAACUUCACCGAAUUUGUCCUUUACAAGUACAAGAUUGCCAAGGUUUCACUUCAAACCCUUUCAGGUUAUCGUUCGGCGAUCAAGGACUACUACGAAAGACACAAGGUACCUCUUCCUGCGGGAUAUGCCUCUGAUGUUACUGCUAUUUUUGAAGGUAUCCUCAGGCUGUGCGCGAGCGAGGCCCAGGCCGGAUCGAUCAAGGCUUGUGGAAAGCAGCCCCUCCGAUACCUCCAAUACGUUGAACUCUGCAAGCAAAAUCGCAAGAAGCUUGACGCCGGCUUCACGCACCUCUUCCUAACGUGA